Molecule: messenger RNA, 1884 nt
Organism: Linnemannia hyalina
Lineage: Eukaryota; Fungi; Mortierellomycota; Mortierellomycetes; Mortierellales; Mortierellaceae
Source: the annotation of a GenBank genome assembly
AUGGUCACAAUUACAACGAGAGUCAUCGGCUCUCUUGUGGCAUCCGUUCUUGUAGCCAUCGCCUCAACCCCUUUGCCUGUGUCGGCAUUCUACAUCCCAGGACUAACUCCAACGGUCUACAAGGAAAAUGACCGCCUUCCUCUCUUUGUCAACAAAAUCUUUUCCAAAAAGAGUCCCCUCGACUACUCCUAUGCAGACCUGCCCUUUGUCUGCUCACCGCCCAAGGAUGCCAAGAAGGCCUGGCUGAACCUGGGCGAGGUCCUCCGAGGAGACCGCAUCUCAAGUUCCAACUACGAGUUGAUCGUGGGCAAGGACGAAAAGUGCAAGACGCUCUGUACUAAAACAGUCGCCGCAGAGGAUGCCGCUCUUGCAAAGGACUUUAUUUCAAACGAAUACUCUGUCGAGUGGAUUGUUGAUAAUCUACCAGCAGCAACACGAUACAGCGUAGGGGACAAGACAGACAAGAAGCACAAGCAGUACGAAGCAGGAUUCGCACUGGGCAAGAUGAAAUACGGAAAGAUCAACAUCAACAACCAUGUCACCAUCCGCAUUCUGUAUCAAGUUCAGCCUGGCAACCCGGACGGAAAGCUCAUUGUUGGGUUUGAAGUCUACCCCCUCUCAAUCCUCGGAGAGAGCUGCCCCGAUGAAGGCAAACUUCAGGAGUUUCAACCACUGAAUGAAAAGACAACAGAUAUUACUUUCACCUAUUCAGUACUGUGGCUCGAGGACAAGGAGGUGACAUGGAGCACCCGCUGGAACCUCUAUCUUGUUAACACUGACACUCAAGUCCACUGGUAUUCGAUCGUCAACUCGAUGGUCAUCAUGCUGUUCCUCACAGGAAUGGUCGCCAUCAUUAUCAUGAGGACCCUCAACAAGGACAUUGCUCUGUAUAAUGAGGAGGAGAUGAAAGAUGAGCACGACGAUACCACUGGAUGGAAACUUGUCCACGGCGACGUCUUCCGUACUCCCAAGUACUCCUCUCUCCUCUGUUGUCUUUUGGGCUCUGGUGUCCAAAUCCUGGCCAUGGCCCUUACCACCAUUUUGUUUGCGCUUAUUGGUGUGCUGAACCCUUCGUACCGUGGAGGAUUUGUGUCGUUCGGCCUGUUCUUGUUUGUCUUUGCAGGUUGCUUUGCGGGAUACUACUCUGCUCGUCUGUACAAGGUCUUUAAAGGCAGCUCAUGGACCAAAAACGCCAUUAUGACUGCAACUCUUGUUCCUGGAUUCCUCAUGACGAUCGUGUUCUUGUUAAACCUUUUUGUGUGGUCGCAGAACUCUUCCAAUGCCAUUCCCUUUGGAACCUUCUUUGCAUUGGUUGUAAUGUGGUUCGGAAUCUCGCUGCCCUUGAACUUGGUUGGUGCGUACUUUGGACAGCGCAAGACGGUUAUCGAGCACCCAGGGCGCACCAACCAAAUCCCUCGCCAGAUCCCUGAGCCUGUCUGGUACCUCCGUCCUCUCUUCACGAUUGCUAUGGGCGGACUGCUACCAUUUGCGGUCGUUUUCAUCGAGUUGUUCUUUAUUCUCAAGUCUAUCUGGGAAGGACAAUACUAUUACAUGUUUGGCUUCCUGAGCUUGGUGUUUAUGAUCUUGCUUGUGACAUGCGUGGAGAUGACCCUCGUCAUUGUUUAUUUCCAGUUAUGUGAUGAGGACUACAACUGGUGGUGGAGGAGCUUCCUUGCGUCGGCAUUCUCUGCGGUGUACAUCUUUGUGUAUAGCAUGAUCUAUUUCUUCAAGCAGCUGUCGAUCGACCACUUUGUGCCAGGUUUGAUCUACUUUGCCAACAGUUUUAUGGUCUGCACUGCAUAUGGACUUUUGACGGGCACAGCGGGUUUUAUUAGCACGUACUGGUUUGUGAGGAGGAUCUACUCUGCCGUCAAGAUUGACUAG